Rattus norvegicus (Norway rat) is the source of this 933-nucleotide messenger RNA. RefSeq names its product olfactory receptor family 5 subfamily W member 19 (gene Or5w19). Lineage: Eukaryota; Metazoa; Chordata; Mammalia; Rodentia; Muridae. Gene Ontology annotation, cellular component: membrane; plasma membrane. Gene Ontology annotation, molecular function: G protein-coupled receptor activity; olfactory receptor activity. Bases 1 to 933 code for a protein of 310 amino acids. The transcript has a single exon. The record is from RefSeq and is marked reviewed. Gene Ontology annotation, biological process: detection of chemical stimulus involved in sensory perception of smell; G protein-coupled receptor signaling pathway; signal transduction.
AUGGAGGUUGGGAACUGUUCAGCCACUGAGUUCCUUUUCUUGGGAAUUACCAAUAAUCCUGUGAUCAAAGUGAUUUUAUUUACUAUUUUUCUAAUUGUUUAUCUCAUCAUUCUUAUUGAAAAUGUUGGAAUGAUAAUUUUGAUCAGGGUGGAUCAUCAGCUUCACAUGCCAAUGUACUUUUUCCUCAGCCACCUCUCUUUCUCUGAUGUCUGCUAUUCCACUGCAGUUGGACCAAAGAUGUUAUUGGACCUGCUUGCUAAGAGCAGCAAUUCAAUUACUUUCCUUGGCUGUGUUCUUCAGUUCUUCAUCUUCUGCAUCUUUACCGAUGUUGAGUGUAUGCUGCUGGCCAUGAUGGCAUUUGAUCGGUACAAGGCAAUCAGCAAUCCCUUGCUAUAUGCAGUAGAUAUGUCCAGCAAGGUUUGUUACCAACUUUUGGCUGUGGUUUAUGUAGUUGGUAUUGUAGAUGCCGUGGUACACACAACACUGACAUUUCGCUUGUGUUUCUGCGGGUCCAAUGAAAUCAACCAUUUCUUCUGUGAUUUACCUCCUCUUUACCUUCUCUCCUGUUCUGACAUACAAGUCAAUGAACUGGCCUUAUUUACUGUUUUUGGAUUCAUUGAACUGAGCACCAUCUCAGGAGUUCUUGUCUCUUACUGCUAUAUCAUUUUAUCUGUCCUGAAGAUCCGUUCUGCUGAGGGGAGGUUCAAAGCUUUUUCUACUUGCACCUCCCACUUAACUGCAGUUGCAAUUUUCCAGGGAACAAUGUUAUUCAUGUAUUUCCGACCAAGUUCUUCUUACUCUCUAGAUCAAGACAAAAUGACCUCACUUUUUUACACCUUGGUGAUCCCCAUGCUGAACCCUCUGAUUUAUAGCCUGAGGAACAAGGAUGUGAAAGAGGCCCUGCAAAAGCUGAAAACAAAAACUUGGUUCUAA